This is a messenger RNA of Hipposideros armiger (great roundleaf bat), 3492 nucleotides long. It is a transcript of the gene MB21D2, whose product is annotated as Mab-21 domain containing 2. The coding region runs from base 458 to 1933 and encodes 491 amino acids. The transcript has 2 exons. NCBI's taxonomy places the organism in Eukaryota, Metazoa, Chordata, Mammalia, Chiroptera, Hipposideridae. The record is from RefSeq and is a predicted model, not a curated record.
UGGGUGCGCUGUCCCUUUAAAUGGGGACGCUGGCGCUGGCUCCGUAACACGGGAGCCGGCAGCUUGUUGAUUUCAGAGCUGGUGAAUUUCACAUUGUUUCCACUUCACUUUCCUCGCCCCGGGAGAGGCUCGGGUUGGAGCCACGGCCGCUGUCGCGGCUGCCAGCUAGGGCCAGAGGAGGGCAAGGACCUGCAGCACCCGGGCCGGCGUGGGGCCGCAGGAAAGGGUGUCGGGGCCACACACGCACCCUCGUUGCAGUCCAGCUGCUUCCGAAGCCGGGACGCCGGGCGCGCACACAGCCGGGACCGCCCGCCUAGACGCCCGCCCGCCCGCCAGCCCGCCCACGGGCCAGGGCCACAGCCAGGGAGCGGGCGAGGGGAGGAGGCCCAAGGGGGCGGGGUGGGGGGCGGGAGUGGGUGCUGCCGCCGCCGCGGAGCUGCUCCUCGGCGCGUUUUGCAUGAAGAUGGCGGCUCCCACCGCCAGCAAGGCAGCCUCCCUGGGCUGUAACAACAAGCCUGCGUUCCCGGAGCUGGAUUUCAGGUCCGGAGCCCGGGUGGAGGAAUUGAACAAACUCAUCCAAGAAUUCACGAAGCACGACCAGCGGGAAUACGAUGACCAGAGAGCGCUGGAGAUUCACACAGCCAAGGAUUUCAUCUUUUCCAUGCUGGGAAUGGUGCAAAAGCUGGACCAAAAACUCCCAGUGGCUAAUGAGUACCUGCUGCUCUCUGGAGGAGUCCGGGAGGGUGUGGUGGACCUGGACUUAGAUGAGCUCAAUGCCUAUGCCCGGGGCACAGACUACGAUAUGGACUUCACCCUUCUGGUGCCAGCGCUUAAGCUGCAUGACCGUAAUCAGCCCGUGACACUUGAUAUGCGCCACUCAGCCUUGUGCCACUCUUGGCUGAGCCUUCGGCUCUUCGAUGAGGGUACGAUCAGUAAAUGGAAAGACUGCUGUACCAUCGUAGAUCACAUCAAUGGUGCCACCAACUACUUCUUCUCCCCAACCAAAGUGGCCGACUGGUUCUACGACUCCAUCAGCAUCGUCCUGUCAGAGAUACAGAAGAAACCCCAGCGAGGGAUGCCAAAGGUGGAGAAGGUAGAAAAGAAUGGGACCCUCAUCUCCAUCAUUCUGGGCGUCGGGAGCAGUCGCAUGUUGUACGAUAUUGUCCCUGUGGUGUCUUUCAAAGGUUGGCCGGCAGUGGCCCAGAGCUGGCUCAUGGAGAACCACUUUUGGGAUGGGAAGAUCACCGAGGAAGAGGUCAUCAGUGGGUUUUACCUGGUGCCUGCUUGCUCCUUCAAAGGCAAGAAGGACAAUGAAUGGCGGCUGUCCUUCGCCCGGAGUGAGGUGCAGCUGAAGAAAUGUAUCUCCAGCAGCCUCAUGCAGGCCUACCAGGCCUGCAAAGCCAUCAUCAUUAAACUCCUGUCCCGGCCCAAGGCUAUCAGCCCCUAUCACCUGCGGAGCAUGAUGCUCUGGGCCUGCGACAGACUUCCCGCCAACUACCUGGCUCAAGAAGACUAUGCAGCCCACUUUUUGCUGGGCCUCAUCGAUGAUCUGCAACACUGUCUGGUCAACAAGAUGUGCCCCAAUUAUUUCAUCCCUCAGUGCAACAUGUUGGAGCACCUCUCAGAGGAGACGGUCAUGCUGCACGCGCGGAAGCUGUCCUCUGUCCGCUCGGACCCCGCCGAGCACUUGCGCACCGCCAUCGAGCACGUCAAGGCAGCCAACCGGCUGACCCUGGAGCUCCAGAGGCGAGGCAGCACCACCAGCAUCCCCUCCCCGCAGUCCGACGGGGGGGACCCCAACCAGCCAGAUGACCGUUUGGCCAAAAAACUGCAGCAGCUAGUGACUGAGAACCCGGGGAAGUCCAUCUCUGUGUUUAUUAACCCUGAUGAUGUCACAAGGCCCCAUUUCAGAAUUGAUGAUAAAUUUUUCUGAGCAUUUUACUGCCCUUUUUUUUUUUUUUUCCUGAUUGUAAAACUCUCAAUGUGUUGUGUGGUUUGUGAUGCUGUCUUUCCUUUUUUUUUUUUUUUUUUUUAAAUAUAUCCAGCCUGGAUUGGAUCUGUUAAGAACACAUUUUAAGUCUCCUGUUUCUGGAGGAUGGUGCAGGCUCUGAAACAGUAUAUUACUAUUUCAUAUUCUGCCUCUGGUUUUGUUGUUUACUUUUUGUAGUUAUUGUCACAUAGUUUGGUUUUUGUUUUGUUUUGUUUUAAGGAGAAUGUGAGCCAUAGGUGAAAAUGCCCAUCAAUUCUCUUGCUUUUUUCUGUUUCAUACUUUGCGCAAAUUUGUUACUAGGGAUGGGGAAACAAAACUCUUUCUGACACAUGAAGAUUAUUUUUUUGGUUUUGUCAUUUUUUUGUUUUUUUUUUAAAUGAGCUUUCAUCACUACAGAUACGUGAGAACCAUCUGAACCUGGGAACUACCUGGUGUGUUAGCUGGAUUGAAUUCUUUUGACCAGCGGCCAAGGUAGUUCUCCCCUCUCCACCAAACAAUGUAGACUCGGAAAGUGAUAAUGCUACAAAUUGUGUUUGAAGCAUCUUCAUUGAAUGUAAUUGUCCUCAAAUCAGAACUUUGGAUGGUUUGGAGGGUUUGAUAACUUUCUAAACAGAAUUAAGGUUUCCAAAUGGUAGUUUUAGUGUGUGUAAUUAUUUGAAGCCUUAUUUAAAUCCUGUUAAAGAACAUACCAUUAUAAUUGUUAUUUGCACUACUGAAAUCUUUGCCAUUGUCAGAGUUCCAAUGUGUGUGUUUCAAUAUAAAUUGACAUCCACUGUUGAAAUGCUGUCAGUUUUUUUUUCAUUUAGCCUAUUUCUCUCAAUCAGUAGAAUGAGUCUUCUGUUUGUUUAGUUCUGCUUUAAUCGUGGGGUCCUGUUGUGCCCUCUUUGAUAUUCCUGGUUCCUGUGUUACUGAGAGAAGUUUUUAAAGCUUUAUACCUGCUAAGUGACUUUACCUGAAGCUGGGGAAAAUAUAUACUUGAUAGAAUAGGUGUCUUUGUAUGGCUUUCUUUUGGGGUUAGAAAGGUAAGCUGUUUUGUAAAGUCUCUUUGCAUCUGAGAGUUUUAAGGAAAACUGGCAGGAAGAAUUUAUAAUCCCCAAAUAGAUGAUACCAUGCCUGUUCAAAAGCAUGUUUUGCUGCAGAGCAGGAGCCAGGACGUGUCUGUGGCGUGGCAGCCUUGGUGUCAAGGUAGCCUAUCUUCAUGAAUGAAAUUACUUGCCAGGUUUUGGUGCCACAAGGCAUUAGCUCCUUGUUUUGGUAUGGACUCGUGGCAAACUGGUGGUUGAGAGGUCAGGGAGCCUGCUGAUCUCUCAAAGGAUGACAAUGAUGUCUGCUAUUGGAAAGGUCAAGCAACAUUUUGGUUUUGAUCUCAAAUGUCCCGACUUACAGGUUCUCUUUGGGCCAAUUGAAAUCAGGCAUAUGUGGUCUUGGGUUUUUGCAUGGGAAUUAAUGUAAUGCUUAUAAAUGAAAAUGAACUCAUUCAACCAUUUCCAGUCAAACACACA